GGUGGCUGGCAGCAGGGCACCGCGGAACGAAGGGCGAGGUGCAGUGUGCUGGAAGCAGAAACGCCUUGUCUUUCUCCAGGUAAAUUGUAUCAACAUGCCACCACAGAGGCCUCCCAGGCCACCUUGGCUAGCGUGUCUCCUGUUUUUGCAGUGAUGAAGCUUGACAAAGAGGGAAAUACUACCUAUUUUGAAAAGAAGAAAACAGAAUUAUACCAGGAAUUGGGUCUUCAGGCUCGAGAUCUAAGAUUUCAACACCUAAUGAGCAUUGCAACUAGGAACAACAGGAUCAUCAUGAGAAUGGAGUUCUUGAAGGCCGUCAUAACACCAGAGUUUCUUCUGAUACUAGAUUAUCGUAAUUUAAAUCUGGAGCACUGGCUCUUCAAUGAACUAGCAUCUCAGCUGGCUGGGGAAGGUCAGCUGGUCACAUAUUCCCUGCCCUUUGAAUUCCGAGCCAUAGAAGCAAUCCUGCAGUACCGGAUCAGCAAACUGCAGGGGAGACUUAACACUUUGCAGCCUCAGAUCCUUGAGACACUGGAAGCUCUAGUGGACCCCAAGCUUUUGUCUGUGGAUAGGAGUAAACUACACAUUCUCCUGCAAAAUGGCAAGAGCUUGUCAGAACUGGAAACAGAUCUUAAAGUUUUCAAAGAAACAAUUCUGGAGAUCUUAGAUGAAGAAGAAUUAAUAGAAGAACUCUGUCUAUCUAAAUGGACUGAUCCACAAGUAUUUGAGGGGAGUACAGCUGGGAUUGACCAUGCAGAGGAGAUGGAGCUACUGCUGGAGAACUAUUACAGACAAGCAGAAGAUCUUGCAAAUGAAGCUCGUGAACUCAGAGUACUGAUUGACGACUCAGAAAGCAUAAUCUUCAUCAACCUGGACAGCCACCGUAAUGUGAUGAUGAGACUGAACUUGCAGCUGACUAUGGGGACUUUCUCUCUGUCUCUCUUUGGACUCAUAGGAGUUGCAUUUGGUAUGAACUUGGAGUCGUCUCUUGAAGAGGACCCCAGAAUAUUUUGGCUGGUGACAGGGAUUAUGUUUCUUGGAAGCGGUCUGAUAUGGCGACGCUUGCUUUCCUUCCUUGGGCGGCACCUAGAACCUCCACUACCUCCUCACGUUCCUGCAGUUUGGAAAAAAUCCCAACCGGCAUCUGGAAGAGUGGAGAUAAAGAGCAACCUUAAGGCAGAAGCAUUUGGGCUGAGCAGAAGCGCAUUAACAAACCAAUAGGAACAGCAGGACUGACUUUCGUUGUUACAGGGUGGACUUUGGAUACUUCCCUUGCAUUUGUUCUUCCUUACUGAAAACUGCAAGAAUUUCUAUACUUGCUAAUUUAAUAUUUAUUUUGUGCCAAAAAUCUAUGGUGAGAUUUUAAUGCUCACAUGCAAAAGGAGAGAAACACAAGGGAAAACAGUGACAUGCUUUCCUCAGUCGUCUCUACCUCCACCCCGCCUAUGUUCCAUUAGGUUUCUGUAUCACAUACAAGUACUUACUCUUUGGGCAUUCUCAUUCCAAGUGUUUCUGCCAAAUACUUCUUUGCAUAAUGGCCUUUCUUAAAGAGAACAGUAUUUUCAGCUUAAAGGAUGAUCAUCAAUAAUUCUGGUUCCAAGCUGCAGAUUUAGGACUCUGACUUCAAAUGUGAAAGAAAAAUCCACCCCAAAAGUGGCCUUUUUCAUGGAUUUUUGAAGGCCCUAUUUAACUGCAGAGAGGAGAUGUUUCCAAAGCAAAAAGCAUACCUGCACCACUUGUGAAGCAUCACCUCUAAAUUGGCAAUAACCAGAAAUAAUAGUUUCCCUUAUUUUAACUGAGCAAUAACAGGCUUUGAAGUGUAACUACCUAUCUUGGGUGUUCCUUAACAAUUCAUUUAGGCCCCAAACUUACGUGGUUUUAGUAACGGGAAAAGCGGGAAGCCUAGUGUCCUGUGAUGGGCAGAAGGAAGGGGUAAAAUUCUUAUGCCUGCUAUUUGUGUUUUUUCUUAGGGCUUAUCUCUGAACUCUGAGGGCAUAGUUCUCCACUGGUUUCUCUCAGUCUGUAGCGGGAGCAUGAAAUCCUAAAUCAGGUCACAAACUGUCUUAUUUCUUGUUCGGGGUUUUUUAACCUCUCUCUAACAUACAGUGAGUAGCUCCUCACCAGAUUAAUCCACCAGAUUAAUCACUGUACUGGCAGGGGUUGAAAAGACAGAAACUGUAGGUGUGAACAUUUUUACUUAUGACUAGCAGGUCAAAAAUGGAAAUAAAAAGGUACAUAAAUUAAAAUGAUGCAGGCCUGUGAUCCUAGUUUGAUUAAAAUUGGUUGUACAUAAUUAUUUUCAAACAGUUGUUCUUGCUCUGCAUGUGACUUCAACUACAGAUACAAAAGGCAUGAGAAGGUGAGAAAAUUAAUGGGGUUUGCAAUGUUUUUGAGUUUUUUAGCUACAUUUUUUGCAGCCUUUUUCCUUAGCAGGUAGAGAUGUAAAAAACCUCCAAACUGAGCAACCCAGUGGAAAAACAACGGCUCGCUUACCUUGGCUGAUAAACUGGGAAGCCCAGUGUGUGAAGGGAUCUGGAUGCCAACGUUUUCAACCAAGUUGUAGUUGCAUUAGGCCAGGACUGAAACAUGUUGGUGCAGCUGUUUGGGAAGCUUUCACAUAAGCUUUCUGAGCUCUGUCUUUUGUGCAGAGAGGCUUCUGUGAACUGUAUUGACUCCUUUUCCUGUACAUAACUGACUUAAAGCACAAUAAAAGCACCAAGAGAAAAACACAUCUUUGACAAGACUGCCUUUCUCUCUACAGACAUACGCAAAUGUUUAAUGGUUUUCUUACAAUUCAAGUAAGCAAAAUUCAUUCAUGUGCAAUAAAAUUAGUCUUGAUUUCAUAUGCAGAAAUAAACCAACGCCAGCGGAGGCUGCAUGUUCAGAAGGGAAUGGCUACAGAACAUACUGGUUCCAUCAGUUUUCAUUUAAAAAGGAAAAUGUUUGUUUUUAUUCUGCCCUUAUAAAUACACUGCUCAUUUUGCCUCAUACUGCAGUUCACAGAUUUGUAAGGUAAGUACUGUGCUCCCAGUUCCAUAUGUUUACUACUUUCAUAAAGUUCAGAUUUUAAGGUUUUUUAAGUGUUCUGCUAUUUUGGGAAAUAAAGUCCCCAAAAUAGAUGUCAGAAUGCAUUAUACAUUGAGCUAAUGUUCACCUUGCCUUUUUAUUUUUAUUUUUUUU
Messenger RNA from Egretta garzetta (little egret), 3180 nucleotides. It is a transcript of the gene MRS2, whose product is annotated as magnesium transporter MRS2. The record is from RefSeq and is a predicted model, not a curated record. Gene Ontology annotation, cellular component: mitochondrial inner membrane. Lineage: Eukaryota; Metazoa; Chordata; Aves; Pelecaniformes; Ardeidae. The transcript is spliced from 10 exons. Gene Ontology annotation, biological process: mitochondrial magnesium ion transmembrane transport. The annotation marks the transcript as partial. Gene Ontology annotation, molecular function: magnesium ion transmembrane transporter activity.